Messenger RNA from Zingiber officinale, 357 nucleotides. RefSeq names its product probable plastid-lipid-associated protein 11, chloroplastic. The coding region runs from base 1 to 357 and encodes 118 amino acids. Lineage: Eukaryota; Viridiplantae; Streptophyta; Magnoliopsida; Zingiberales; Zingiberaceae. The record is from RefSeq and is a predicted model, not a curated record. The transcript has a single exon.
AUGGCGACGAUGCCCUCCUCGCUUCCCCGCCUCCUCUCUCUUCGCUUCCCGAGGCCCAACCCGCGUGGAUUUGGAAACCCUCCGCCUCCCCAAGCACUCGCCGGCGGCGCCACCUCCCUCGAAGCCAAGGCCGACCUCCUCACCCUCAUCGCCGACCAGGACAGGGGCCUCCGCACCCAAUCCGACCCGGCGAAGCGGGCGCGGAUCGUCGCCGCCAUCUCGGCCCUCGGCGAAAUCGGCGGUGGCCAGAUCACGACCGGACCCUCCCUAUCCGGGACGUGGAGGAUGCUGUGGACCACCGAGAAGGAGCAGCUCUUCAUCAUCAAGGGGACAAAGAAAGAAUUUGAGGAAGAUUAA